This is a messenger RNA of Gossypium raimondii (Peruvian cotton), 3015 nucleotides long. RefSeq lists its product as hypothetical. The record is from RefSeq and is a predicted model, not a curated record. Gene Ontology annotation, molecular function: mRNA binding. Lineage: Eukaryota; Viridiplantae; Streptophyta; Magnoliopsida; Malvales; Malvaceae. The transcript is spliced from 5 exons. Bases 186 to 2828 code for a protein of 880 amino acids. Gene Ontology annotation, cellular component: cytoplasm.
ACAUCAGCCUUGACCUUUUUUUUCUUUUGUUGGGCCGAUUAUGGUCUUCCUUUCGUUUCUUCGUCUGCCCUUGUUUAACAUUUCCUCUCUUCUUCCUCUGCGAAUUUGUAACCUUGUUUGUUCGUUCAUGGAGGAAGGCUUUAGUUUAACUCUUCCCUAACUCUCUCUCCUUAUGCACAAAUAAAAUGGCGCAAUCACCGUUCACUCUGCUUCUCCUAAAACGCCUUACUCUCUCUUCUAAAACCCCACUUAAAUCCCAUAACACUUCUCCCCUUCCAAUUUUCACUUUCAUUAAGCCAAAGCUCUUCUCUUCUGUUUCCCCACGACCUGAGGGCACCGCCAGUCACGAGCCACUUAAACCAACCUCUCUCUCGGCUCGUUUGAACUUUGUGUUUGACCAAAUUGAUCAAAUUGAGAAACGUCAACAACAACAAUCGCCCGAAAACGACGCCACCCUCCAACGUAUCCGAGCUUGGCGUCAAUCAAGGAAUGAAUCUCAUGCAAUCCAACAGCAAUUUCAACCCAAAGACCCUGAUUCUGGAAUUGCUGAAAAUAAUGUUAAUGCCACUGAGUUUAGAUUGCCUUACUCGCCAGAGUUAAUCGAGCCACAAAACGGGGAUGCCCUCCGGCGAAUUCGUGGUUGGAGGGAAUCCAAGUUUGGGGAGAAUAAAGAGUGCAUAGAAGGUGAAGUUGCUGAAAAUGAGUCUAAUGCUAGUGUUUUCACUAUUGAUUCAGUGACUGAGCUAGAGCUGGGGAGGCAGAAGGGAAAGGACGUCGAGGUGGUGCAUCCAUGGCCGGAGUGGAUAGAGUUGAUCGAGAGAUUAGUGCAGCAAAAUUACUUUGACCAUAAAAGGAGAGACGAGGGAAAGAUGGUGGAAGAGUUAGGAUUUGAUAUGAGUAAUGUUGUUGAGGAAGUAAAGGAUGAUGCUGGAAUUGAUUUCAAGGACUUCAAGACUGUGCAAACUGCUUGUCUUAAUUUCGGGAAGGACCGGUUUGAUAUAUUGAGGUCAUUGUCGAGACGGGAUAUCCAAAAUUUGGUUGGUUUUGGAUGUCCAAGUGCAGACAAGAAGGUGGUUUUCUCUGCAAAACUCUUGAGGAAACAUGUCCACCUUGAUGAAGGAGAUGUUUGUAGUUCUUGCAGUUUGAGGAAUUCUUGCGAGAAAGCAUAUCUUCUAACGAACAAAGAGGAUGAAGCGCGAACUGUUGAUGUUAUGCGUGUCCUAUUGACCUAUGCUUUCCAUUACAUGGACGUUUCUGCAGUAAAUGAAUCUGUUUUGAAACAGAAGUCUGGGAAGACUGUUGUCCGUAAGUUGCUUUAUGAGAUUGUUAAGUUGAGUGCUGUUCCUAUAGACCCGAAUCUUCCCCCUCCUGUAAUAAAGAAACCUCCACCAAAAGUGAAGCAACCUCCUCCUCCUCCCAAGAAGCGAGUAGGACGGGAUGAUGUUGAGAUGAAAAAGGGCGAUUGGCUUUGUCCCAAGUGCGACUUCAUGAAUUUUGCAAAGAAUACGAUCUGUCUACAGUGUGAUGCUAAGCGUCCAAAGAGAGAGCUGCUUCCUGGAGAAUGGGAAUGCCCCGAGUGCAAUUUCUUAAAUUACAGGAGAAAUAUGGCAUGUUUUCACUGUGAUUGCAAGCGUCCCCCUGAUGCAUACAUGGAGAGUAAACUACAAGAAAUUCAACCUGGUCCAAGAACAAGGUUGGAAAAGGUUGCUCGGCGAUUGGAGGUUUCUAAUGGUUGGAAUUUUGAUUUUGACGAUGAUGAAUCAGAUGGGGCAGAUGUUGCUGUUUUUGAGUUUGCAGAUUCUUCAGUAAAGGGUGAAGCUUCUCCCUUGGGCACUCAGACCCGUCGAGGGAAGUUUAGAGGGCCUGAAGAUGAUUCCAAUACAGCUGACCGGGCCUCAAGCAUCCAUGAAAGAAUGUAUUCGGACAUUGAUAGCAGCAAACCUGGCAUCGGGUUUGAUGAUUUUGAUGAUGAAGAUGAUAUUGACAGUUAUGAGAUAGAUACUCCACGAAAUAACCCAAGGCAGAAAGCUUCUUCGAGUGUUUACUCCGAUAGUGAGGUGUUUUCUGAAUUAAAAGGUAGUGAUGGUUCCGAUGAUAGUUCUGCUGCUGGUCGAAGAACUAGGUUUCCAUCUUAUGAUAAGCCAUCUAAGCACGCGCAUAAAAAAGUAGCGUUAUUGGACUCUGAGGGUGAAUUAGAUUUUGAUUCAGACGAAGACCUUCUGAACUGGAAACCGAGGCAUGUAACUGACACUAAGCUAAGGGGUAGAGGUGUGUUAAAGGACUUAAGUUUUGACUCUGAGGACCUUGAUUUGGAUUCCAAUGAUGACGAUGAUUUUGACAGUUCCAGGUCCAAACGGAGAAAAGAGAACAAAGGGAGUUAUGGUAGCGGCAAUUUUCGUAACAGAAGUUCUGGUUUCCAAGGUGGUUCCUUCUCUGGUUCAGACCAUGAAAAAGAUGGCCCACAUUCCAGGAAAAACGGGUUGAGACAGAGUAAAGUAGGAUCUAGCAGACGAGGAAACAAUAUUGGUGGCUAUGGUGAUUAUAACUUCAGAAACAAUUCACGAGCUAGACUGAACACCAAGAUGGAUGGUGAAAGAAACAGCUCAGAUAAUUUCAAUAGAUCAUAUCGAGGGUCCCGAGGUGAUAAUAGGAGGUUUGGAGAUGGUGACUAUGGGAAGCAGAGAACGAAUAAUAGGGAGAAACUGAAGGGAGGCAAGAAGGAUGGAGCAUUUGGAAAUGGGUACCAUGGUAAGUCUCGUGAAUAUAGUAGGGAGAUGGAUGAUGAUGCUAGUGAAUUUAGAAAUAGCAGGCGUGUUAUUGAAAGAUAAUGGCAUUUUUUCCUUAGUUUUUCUUUUUUUUCUUUUUAUGGCAAUUCUAUACAAAAAAUUGUAUUCAAGUACAUUCAAAUUUGCUGAUUAAGUCUUAGCUCGAUUGGUAGCGGCAUUGUUGUUAGUACAGGAAUAUGUGGAUUUGAGUGCAUUGAAUCGUAUUAUUCUCCUAUUUAAAGGUUAGAAA